Vigna radiata var. radiata (mung bean) is the source of this 1793-nucleotide messenger RNA. RefSeq lists its product as uncharacterized. Lineage: Eukaryota; Viridiplantae; Streptophyta; Magnoliopsida; Fabales; Fabaceae. The coding region runs from base 385 to 1227 and encodes 280 amino acids. The transcript is spliced from 2 exons. The record is from RefSeq and is a predicted model, not a curated record.
ACAGAAGAAAAAAAUGGCUGAAAGAAUUAAGUCACAACAUUACGGAUGUUCUUGACUCAAUGGAAAGAAUCUAACAAAGUAAGCGCAAGAGAUGAUGAGAAUUAUAUUCCAAAGAUAAAGAAGAGUGAUAAUAUAUUGGAGAAAGAAUUAGAUGCCAUAUAAAUUAUUCUUCGGAAGAUUAACGCUUCCCUUGAUGUUGAGGUUAGUAGGAAGAAUCUAUGAUCUAUCUAUUUAUAUUCUUUCCAUAUAUGCACAAUCCAAUGAACUGCAGCAGCACCAAAUUGUUCGUCUUCACCUUCAUUGGAAUUAUCGAAAAAAUCCAUUGAAGUGUCGAGUUGCAGGUGCAGAGGAGUGAACAGUGAUGCUGGAAAUUGUUGAAUAGAAAUGGGGAAUAGUCCUAGCUGCCCUCGUCUACUGGGAAAUGGAAACUAUUCUUCUUACGAUAUUAUACUGGGCAAAGCGGCUACCAUUAGCGUCAAAAAAUAUGAACGUUCUUUCGGCCUAAGUUGGGAACUCGUGUACGACGUGGACGGAAUGACUUCUACACUUUCCAUAUCAAGAAACACCAACAAAAAAUCAGGUGAUGAUUGGUUAUGGAUACAUGUCAUGGAUUGUAGUCCCGUAAAAACGGAGAAGUUUGGAAUUCGUCCUCAUCCAAUGGAAAAUAUUACGGUAGAAGUAAAUAAAGAAAAAAAAACUGGUCUUCUUUACCCAAGUUUGUAUAACAUCUUGCCGUAUGAAGCAGAAUAUGGUGAAUCAUUGAAUGGCGGGGUAAAAACUCAGAGUAGGGUAUAUGCGUAUGGAACCAGGAAAGGUCUUUUUGUUAUGGAGAGCAAGAAGAAAAGCAACGAAAAACAACCCUACGUGGUUACCGUAGCGCAUUAUUACGUGAAUAGUGGUAGUGGUGAAAGUGGUAUAGACAUAGGUUUUUCAGUUGUGGUGAAGAUUGGAGUGGUUAAUGGGCAAUUAGAUUAUAGCGUAGAUGGCCCUGUGGAACACCCUACUUCCGCAUUAGUUUACAUGAUUGAAGAAGUGGUUCGAACUGGGAAGUGGAAGCCUUCUGCAUGCCCUCAUUGCAAGAUUAGAAUAUCCAAUCGCAACAGCGUAGACUGCUGCUAUCUGAGAGUGAACACAGCGACACCCCUCUUCCACCGCCACGACGUUAUGCAGGUCCACAAAACACAGCAAAUAUGGGACGCUUCGAUGGGGAUGCUAACGGUAGUAUAAUUCAAGCAACUAAAAUUAACUUCUUUAAAUGGUGGCAAUGACUUAUAGUUGCCAAACUCAAUCUUCGUGCAUGCCAACAACCUUCUUUUCUAAUAGUAGAUACAGUUCUCUGUGCUUUUUUGCUCACUAAAACCAUCAAUGGAAUGUGCAUAAUCAUAGUUUUCACCUACUUUUCUCGGAUACUGAGUUCAGUUUAAGGAAGAGUUGGCAUACUAAAUUCUUGAUAAAAGGUUUGUAGAUAUUUUCACCAGUGCUAGACCGUCUGUUAUUGGGACUAAGAAGAUCAUCUAGUCUCUUGUUGUCUCCAAAAUUAUGGACUGUUUGGUAAGAACGUUGAGUGGAACCAUCUAAUGGCUAUAAAGAGAAGCAUAAUUCAUGUAUCCUUUUCAUUAUUCUAGGUGUGUUCCCAGUGUGUAAGUUUGAAUUGUGUUUUAAUCAAUCAAUAAAACCUUGUAUCUUUAUUCAAUAAGCUAACUCAGUUGUAACAUUUGAGCUGUAUUGAGUUAGAUUGUUAAAGAAAGAAAAUUAUGUAAAAUUCUUGUAACAUUUGAGCUGUAUUAAGAUUU